Messenger RNA from Porites lobata, 15311 nucleotides. The record is from the annotation of a GenBank genome assembly. Lineage: Eukaryota; Metazoa; Cnidaria; Anthozoa; Scleractinia; Poritidae.
CAGAGUUAUAUCCUUACUGCCCAAGGACUAUUAACGAAGCCCACAGUUCGCUUGCAAAAGGGUAAGAUGCAUUUGUUUCUUAAUGUAAGUUCGAUUCCACUUUUUAAACCGUAUCGUACGGUUUCUAUCUAAAGAGACCAGUGGCUAUUUUUACCCUUAACUAAGGCUGAAAUGAAAAUUUUUGAAUUUAUACCAUUUAAUUUCUGCUAUAUAUGGAACAACAAUGCUCAUUUCCACCAUUUCUCUCGGUUUAUUGACCGUAAACUCAUUAAUUUAAAAUUUGGUUUCCUGAAUUUCGCUAUUCAAACUCAAAGUUCAGUUCCUAAAGAAAAGUUCAUGGCUUUCCCCUAUCAAAUUUAAAUUUUCAUUGAUCCCAAAUAUACACAGCUGGUUUGGAAUUGCCAUCAUCUUUUACAAAAAAAUUCUACUCAUUGCAAAAUGAUUUCAUUUGCAUACGGCUCUGUUGGACUUGCGAUAAACGUUAAAAAGAUCAUUUAUCGUGUCAGAAGGGAAUAUGAUGUAGUCUAUGACCAGAUGGCGAAUCGUUCAAUUCUGAAGCUCUUCAUAAGCUCAGCAAUGGUUUAAAAUCUGUAAAAUUUUUUUGUCGCCGGUACUGUAGGACACAUCGUCAGUACAUUUUCAAGUGGUGCAGUUCUGACUAUUUUGAUAAGAGUGAAAAAGAAGUAGGAUCCGCGUUCAUCAAAACAGUAAACAUCCCGAAGCAGGUGAAAAGAGUUUGAAAUGCAAACAAAAUAGUCAGUUUUAAAAUAUUCCGAAGUACCGCAUGACAGAGGAAAUAUGCUAAACAUUUUUGUUUCAAUUAUCGCUUGCGAGUUCCGUAGUUGUAAUAUGCAACCGUAUACUUUUGAUUUUUUCGUUCAUAAGAGACUGGUCGUUUUCUUUAAGGAAGGAAUAGGCAAAACUUCGAUGAGAGGGGCAGAGUAAAGUUUUAAUGAAUCCCGGGAGAGUAGUUCACAUAUAUUUUGAAGUAAGGGUUUUAAAAAGGGAGUCCGAUUGAGGAGAAAACUUCUUUAAUUAUCUGAAAUAUUAAUAGAGAGAAAUGGCUGGUUAAAGCUAUUUAAGAUCUUUGUUUUCAGGAUUAAACUCUUGAUUAAAUAGAUUUACAUCCCCUACAAAAAUAAAAUCUUUUAUUGCAUGAUCAUGUAUUUACAAUUGAUGAGCCUAGUCAGGUCAGUAUAUACCAGUGUAAUGUUGGUCAUAAAUUACGUCUUUAUAAACACCUGCCGGUGUAGCAUAAUUUGUUUUUAACUUGGCUAAAACACGACAAUCUAUGAUAACCCAUCUUAAUCCUCCUCCAUUUUUCCUUCCCCCCUCCCCCUCCCCCCGUGUCUCUUACAGUGAUAGCAAAAGCGUGCGACCAAACCGGGAAGAAUUCGAUUAUAUGAGCCAACACAUGGUUAGUCAGUGAAUCAUCAAGAAGUGGUUGACAGGAAAGAACACAGAUGGUCCGUAUCAAGGCACACACCCUUUGUAUAGGUUAUGAGACAGUGUUAUUAAUGUGCAGCUAAAUUGGCCUCGGUUUUCAUUUCAAUAUGUUUAACACGCUAAAAACUUCAGAGCUUCAAACCCUGACCGGUUUCAUUAGCAGCUGUACGGCGCCAUCCGUUCCCUCGAUCGUCAAAACAAUACCACCAUCUACGCGCAGCAUGAGGGUAGCCCAGCGGUACUGAUCAAAGGUGGCUCUCCGAUUAGCUAGCUUGGCGGGUAAGGUAUCUUCAUUUUAACGCAAAUUCAUUGAGGUAUAAACACAUUCUAUUGCAAGCAUACAAAUCUAGCGAGCUCGCGAGAGCAAUAGAACUUUUAUUCAGAAAAAAAAAAUGUCGUGUAGAUUACUAUUGCCAUCAGUAUUCAAGACUCUACUUGAAAGUUUCGGAGAGAGUUCGAGCCGCUUUGGGACGGUACUGAUCAACUGCUGUAUUACGAUGUAAAAAUCGGUUCGGUUCGAAACCUUAUCUGACCGAAGUCGCGUAUGCGACGACGGCGACGGCGACGGCAACGGCAACGGGAACGUCAAAAAAGCCGGGUUAAGAUUAGCAAAACAACAACUUUGCACGUGCAUCACGCUUUUUUGUACAUUUCUUUGCCGUCACAGCACGACCACGGCGUGAAAAUGCCUAUUUUCACGUUUUAUGGAGGACGUAAACAAGCUACUUCGAAAUUUUCUUCAGUUUCUCUUUCUGAACUUGGAUAUGGUUCUUAGGAAUUCAGCUCCGGGAGAGUUCGCCUAAAUUUGACAAAGUAAGUUAAUUGGAACCGUCGCGAUGAAGAUUAAAUGAACGCGAACUCACUUUUUAGGCGAUUCAGUUUUCGCUGCUGUCGCCUUCCUCGGAUCUUAACGUCCCUAUUUAGUAAAAACUCUGACUUCUGACAGAACUAUUCCUACAGUUCUCACACCACGUAGUCUUGCCGCAACUUCUGCAACGUAAGUGAUAAAAGGUAUCAGCUGUGUUCUAAUUCGAUCGUCCUAAGUGCAAGUGAAGCCAGACUUCUCUGUUUACCCUAUUAAAUUUAAGUAUUAUUUACCCAGUUAGGAUGGGGCGAAGGAGUAACUUGCAAAUUUAGGGGAGUGGGGGUUAGGGGAGGGGAGUGAUCUAGCACUGGUUCAGGUCUGGGGAGGGUGGGCUUUGACAUAAUGUAUCAUCACACAGAUGACUUUUCCCGUUGCCCAUCUUAAAAUAGCACGAGUGCCAUGUGAUAGCAAGACUUUUAAAAUAUACCAAUGGGCAAAUGAACAUGUUUGACAGAUGUUCUCGCACAUUUACAUACGGAGACUCAGAUACAGCGCACGAUACAAUCAACUGCAAAAGGAGUCCUUCUUUGCCCAUAAAGGUAGCUUGUAUUGCUGUAAAAUUUCAGACAAAAAACUUCAGUUCCAGUGUAAUGUGAAAACUGUAAGCUUGUAUGUGAAGAUGCCUUUGAGAGACUUUAAUUCUUUCUCUGUCUUUUUAAUGAUUUUUGGGAGCCUUCGUCUUCAUUUAUUUCCUGCUAUAUUCGUCAAACGACAAUGAUCAUGCUCAUCCGUAGCCUCCCACGCAGGCGUUUUUAGGGGCGCUCGUAUGGGGAGGGAAGAAAUACGAGCGCCCCUAAAAACGCCUGCGUGGAAGGCUAGCUCAUCCGUAUCUCUCUUUUUUUUCUCAGUUUCGCAAUGAACUUGUAGCAAUUUUUGUUUUCCUUAACAAGCUCACAGUUUUUUUUCUUUAGGCAAAUUUUAAUUUCAUUUUUAUUGUCUGAUGUAAAUUGCUGGUUCCAGUUUGGCCAGUCGUCCUGACGUAAUUAAUGUAUUAAAAUAAAAAAUAUUUCAUUUACACCAGUAUAACAAGCUGAAUUGCUUUAAAAUCGUUAAAAACCAAGGAUAUAUAAGAUGUAUCUUACUGAGAAUAACUCGUAUAGCUAUACAAGGAGUUAAUAUACUUCUUAACCAAGCAAUGCUUUAGCAACUGUCGAGUACCAGGCUGUUUGAACCAACGUAUAUAAAAUCGUACACUUCAGAGUAUCUCAGUGAUAAAACUAAGAAGUGCCGCAUCGAUCCGUUUCAUCUUACAUGCCAAAUAAUCAGGAAAGGCAGCUGAAACAGUUGAAAUUCAAAGACGACGAAAAAGUGUUGGUCAUAGUUGUUUUUAAUACCGCAAGCAAAAAGGAAAAAGGGAAUUUUUUUGAAAAAGUCAGUAAGAAAAAAAUUUUCUUUUUCUGGCUAUUCUUACAUUGUAACUGAUGAAAUGAGAAGUUAGAGUCAAGUUAAGAUUUUCCUAGUCUCUUUAUUUAAAAGUUUAGGCAGUCCGGAAAUUUUUUUUUGCUCUAUUUUAAAGUUCAUCACGUGAGGCCUGUUAGACUUCAAAGUCAAGAAUUAUAUUUACCACUGAUUGAACUCCCCUGAUAAAAUAAGCGUUUUGGAUACCAAGCAAGUCGGCCUCCCACAAACACACAAAACUACCUAAGAAAAAAUUAUUAUUCGUAAACUCAGUUCCUUUAAGAUUAAAAUCUUUUAAUGUGAGUGCUUGCGUGAUCGACCAUAACACUUGACGAAAAUGACCAAUAUCUUAUUCCUUAAUACAGUCUGUAAAAUUUCCAUAUUAGCGUGGAAUCGUUUUGUCAGAUUAAAGACCACCGAAACCUAAACCCGAUGCAGAAGUUAAGUGUUCAUCUUCCUCAGUCAUUGUAAACGGACUGUCACUGGAUUAGGAAGGGUAUACUAACUGUCUUAUCCAUUUCGAUGACCGGUAGUUUGUAUUGAAAAAAGUAAGUUUUUAAAAAACGUAAAGUUAAAAAAAAUGUCUCUAAAAAGCAAGAACGAGGUAAGAAGAAAAUUUCAGAACUAUGCAAAGUAUGUUUCACUCGGUACCCAUACAAGGCAAGAAAAAAGACUAAGGGCCAGUUACCUAAACGGAGUUUAUAGCCAAUGCUUAACAAAACCGCGUUCUUUGCGUAAGUUUGCCGAACGCUUUUAUGUAAAUACCAUUUAUCGUGGACAGUUUCAUCAAAGUAUAUGGCGUAGACUAGAAAAGGAGUUUUCCUCUAAAAAUAACCCUCUAAGAAAGAGAUCUGGGGGUUCAAACAUUUCUUCACCGCGGUCUAAGUUAGAGUUCGUUUAAAUAACCGGCCCUAAAGUUUAUAGUUUUCGGCUGUCAUGAGCUGAAAGACAUAGUCACUGGACCCAGUAACCAGUAACAUGAUUGCUUUAGUAUUCGAACCUCGAAAAAAAGUUACAGUCGAAGCCCGCUAUUUCGAAGUCCCAAGGGAAAUGGAAAAAAGUUCGAAAUAGCGGGGUUUCGAAAUAACCGAGGAAGCGUAAAGGGGAAGGGUAAAUCCAAGGGAAUUCGAUCUUCCUGCGGAGACUUCGAAUUAACCGAGUUUGAAAUAGCGGGGUUCGACUGUAUUUCCAAUUUAUGUUAUUGAAAUUAAAUUUUUUAAUAAUUAUGUAAAGAAAAAUCGAAAGUUGAUAAGGUUUUCUCGUGUUAUGCUUUUAGUUAGCUUCUGAAGUUCUGAAUCAAUUCGCCUGAAGUUUAAAAUGAAAUACUAGACUUCUUGUUGUUGUUUUUUGUUUGUUUCGUCAUCUUUUUCUGUAUCUAAGGUUAUGUUAAAAGAUUUAACUUUCUGAGCGUCAUUUAAAAUCAGUACAGUUUCCUGUUUAUUUGAUACAGUCAACAUCUUAGUCAUAAGUGGAGACCUAGUCAAAAGCUUAAAAAGUGGACACCUGUAUCAAAAAAUUAAAAAGUUAUAAUAUAAAUGCAAUCUUUUUCCUUUUCCCUUUUUGGAGUUAUUCCGUUCAUUUAUAUAUCCCUCACAUUUAUCGAACGUUUUGUUCUCCAAAAGCUAGUAACCUUUGGUUCUUAAUGUAUAUUCUAAUUCAAUUAAUUAAAUCAUAAAAAUUAUCAAAUGCUAGAUUCGGAGAGUGAACAAUUUUUAACCGAGUAGGUUUUUGCAGAUAUUGUCGGGUGAUUUGUUGCCAAGUAAUUUAUACGUUUUAUCAUUGCAAUGAAGGUAAUGAAAAAUAAUUUUUAAUUAUUGAUUUAUUUCUUUUAGCUGUCCUGAGAAGAGAGAAAUAGGCAACAAAUAACUAAAUCCCGAGAAGCAUGUCAAAUUCACUCUUAUGGCUGAUCAGUUUUUUCUGCUGCCAUAUUGUCACUGGUGAUUCGUCAUGCAAAAAUCAAGGCAGGGUCACGUAUGACAACCUAGGUAAACUACAAUGUCACUAUAUUUAGCUCUAUUUUUUUAAAUACUGUGUUUCCAGGAUAUCUUUUUUCUUUAAAUCACCCGACCCCUCCCUAAAAAGAUAUAAAAAGGAUGGUUCCUAGAUGUCGAUAUCUUUGACAUUGCUUUGACAUUUUUAAUUAUAUAAACGGAAGCUCCGCUUUUAGGCCUGGCUUGAUCCCGUAUAUACUAUAUAAAUUAAAUAUUUAAAAAAAUAAAUAUAAUAAUCAAAAUUAGAAUUUUUCACUCUCAAGAAUAUUUUAAUUUUUACUCGAGAAUGUUAAUAAUUUGCAUGUUAAGUUAAAGUUUCAUUUUUCACUGGAAUGCAUAUCAAAGAAAUCAAAUUAAAUAAUGAAAAUCUAAUGGAGAAUGGAAAGAAUUAGAAAUGUAUGAUUAAAGAAUAAAGAAUUUUUACUAUCUCAAAAAUUAUAAAUCUAUCUCGAGACUCACCUAAGCUUUUUUCACUUGGCACAGGGGAUUGCAGUAACCAUUGUGAACAUCAUAUCGUACCAAAUGACGAUCUGAGAUCUUAUAGUUGUGACAGGAAUAAAGAAACUGAGAUUCCAAUAUUCCGUGGAGUUUAUACCUUUCCGGUGGACCCAAUUCCACGAAAAAAUUGUUUUGACGAAGAAGCGAUGCAAUUUCUUCAGGAUGGGGUAAGCAAAAUAAAACCUAACCCCAGCCCAGACUCCCAGCCCAGCUUGUGUAUCAGGCGCAGGACAAAUUUGGGGCAUGUCCUCGAGGAAGGAUCGGAGAAUAGGUGCCACAAUGCGCAACACUAAUAUUUCUUAUUCGUUGGUCACUCAAGCUAGAUUCGAGUCGACUCGACUUAUAUGAGGAAGCUUUUUUUUAGGAAAUGCCUGAUGGUUUUCAAGUUAGACCUGAAUUUGUCUGCUUUUGCUGAAGGCUCUUCAUAUAACAAAAACUUUAACUCUUGCUUGACAUACACUUGCAACAAUUGCUUGCACAUUGAUACCCAGUCAUUCCACAGGGGCGGAUCUAGGGGGAGGGUGCAGGAGGUGCAUACGCUUCCACCCCCCUAGAUGUCCUGUGGCUUUCUAAUUCAACUGGUAUUCUGCAAAAAAAACUAUGUAGCUUAUUGGUGUUGAAAUAAAACAUGAGACGAGGUUGAAUGAAGAACUUAUGUUAAACGCCAUAAACAUGGUAUUUUGUCACGUCAUAUCACCAGUCAGUUACGCCAUUCCUUAGUGGUGCACCCCCUCCUAAGAAAAAUCCUGGAUCCGCCCCUGUUCCACCUUUUAUACUACUACAUGAGACAUUUCUGCAAUUUGAUUGGCUUAGAGCAGUGGUAUUUCAGCUUAAUUUAAAAUACCUACAUCUGAAAAUUACAAACCUUUUGCGGGUAGUAGUAUAAACAAAUAAUAGCGUGAUUUGUACGUGAUAUUUGGCAUAAAUACCACGCUCGUGAUAUUUCAAAAUUGUCUCAAAUUUAAAUGACAAUGAACAAUGAAAUUACGUAUAACAAUUUCGAAAUAUCACUCGUGGUAUUUAUGUCAAAUAUCACUACUAAUCAUGCUACUACCUAUACAAAUAGCUUGAAGUAUAAUUUUUUUUUGCAGUAUCCGGUGGUUCUUGAAAACUGCACGUUUCACAAACCAGCUAUGAAAUGGACCGUAAAUUAUCUCAAGGAAAACUUGAAAGACGAGGAUCACACAGCAUAUUUUUCGAAAGACAGGUAAACUGUAGGCUCGAUUACCAGCCGCUGUUCGGGAAAAUAUGCCCAGUUAAGAAAAGAUUGAUUGUAAAGCUAAUAAGCAGAAACUUUAAACAACUUGAUACCCUUCCUUAUGAAGAGUUCAUAUGUCACGAGACUACAGUAGGAUACGACAGAGAUUAUACGUUUUUACAGAAAUAAGCUGAAGCUUAUAUAGUGAAUGAAGAGAACCCUACAUUUAACCCAGGCGGCUGCAUGAUCAGCCAGCUUUGUACAAGGAGGAGGAGAUUAUUGAAUAAUCUGAGAUAAUCUAUUCAUUUUCUUCAACAUCAGAAUAUUCCUUUACUAUGACGACGACCGAAUCAAGGGAGCGUUCAAGGAGUGGCACCCACCUACGAAAAGGAUGUUGAUGUACUUUACGAAUUUUUCAGAAUUAAUGGAUGAGCUUGAAACAGCUAACAAUGGGAGCCGCGCUUAUUUCCAGGUAUGGCAAAGGCAUCUAUCUUAGACCUUAGUUGAUAAAGAGUGUUCUCUUGAUCGUAUAUAUGUUGGCGACAAUAAGAUUAAGGACAUCAAGGAUUGCAAAUGGUUCAAAUGUACUUUUGUGGGCUCAAUUUACAUCUUCAGCUCAAACUUUCUUUUCCUUUUCAAACUCAUUAACUUAGUUUACCAUAUAUGCAUACCCAGAAAGAAAGGAAUAUAAAAUUUGAUUUAACCACAACAUAAAUUUAUUAUAACCCUUUGUGUGCCUGAAAAGCGACCUCGUCAAUUUUGUAGAUUUAAUCUGAAUAUGACCUUUCCAGCACUGUUUAAAAUUGCGGUCAUAUUAAUACUGGACCACUGGUACUCCCCUUUUUCUAUGUGGUAGUCCAGUUCAAGAGUCCAACAUUGGGAGCUCACUGUUGUGAGACAAGGCAUUAAUGGUACGCUUCUAUUGGUCACUUAGUAUAAAAUGAUAGGAACGCUAUUGAACACGUGCACGGUAAGUACUAAAAAGCUAACAAAAACAUAUAUCGCUCCUUAUAAGGGAAUCGGAAUUAUAGAAUCCUGGACUUUGGAAUCCGGAAUACAGCUCAAAGAUUCCGGAACCCCACUAACGAUUGGAAUCCAAAAUUCAAUUUCCUUGAGAAAGACUGAAUCCAGUACAUGGAAUCCAGAAUCUUGGAUUCCCUUAUAGGAGACGACAUGAAACAAAGAAGUCUUAUCAGUAGGCUGCAUAUCGAUCACCAUAUCUUCUGUGACGGACGUACUUUAACUCUGUGUUUUUGCAUUAAUAUAGUCAUUGGUGUACCUUCAGGAUGGUGUGAGUGACUCUUUGUGGAAAGAUGUAAAUUCUUUCAACUACAGUUUUUUGCUUGACCUUGUAACGCGCUUGAACUGGGGCGAGGACGUCUCUAACUUGCUAUUGGUUGGAAUGCCGGAUGUGGUUACACCUGCGCACUUUGACAUCUUGGAAAAUCUUUAUGUCCAGGUGGGUAAUAGUCCAGUUUCGAGGAACCUCGUGGUCCCUCCCAUUUUCCAAGGGCAAAUCCCUGGAAACGAGCUGAAUUUUUAAUUCGCCGUGACCGCUGAGUGAAAGAACUGAAGGGGCACUUUGACAGGGUUAGCCCGCAUCUGAAAUGGAUAUAUUGACAAAUCCCAGCGAGGAGAUAAAAAAUGUUUACAACUCUAAAUACAAAAGGGGCUAUUAACGUAUUUAAAAUUUUACGGCCAGAACGUUUAGAACCAAGUCCCUUGUACUACACACGACACGAGAUGUACGUCAUCCGAUUUAAGGUUUGAAUAUUCCUUGAUGUUCAAUGUCUGCAGGGUGAAGACUCUUUUUUCAAAUGUCAAACGGGCUGGUGAUGCAACCAAAAUCAUGCAACUUUGACAGAAAAUACCAGCGAAAAUAGUGUACCUCGCGUUUCAAUUGAUUGGAAUGGAGUUUAGUCAUAGCACAUCAAAAGGCAAAGAAACGAAGAAAAAAAAGAGAGAAACUAAAGAAAAGAAAAGAAAGAAAGAGGAACGACAAAUGGAAAGAAAGUAAAGCGAAAAAUAAAAAAAAAAUUGCCUUCUGCAAAUGCAUCAGGAAUGACAGCGAGCCUAGUUCUCGACUUGUAAACAGAGCUUUGUCUUAUGGUUUUGUUGAAAAGCCAGAAAACGGCUUUUUAACGAAAUCUUCUGCGCUUGAAAUGAUGACAAAACUGAAAAGGAACCUAUGGACGUAGCCCUAAACGACAGAAGUUAAAUCGUAUCCUGCCCAGGCAAUACCGUUUCGAAUGGUCACGGCUAUUACUUAUUUAACUGUAAAACUGAGUGUUAAGUAAUAAUAAAAAUAUCUUUACCUGCAGAUCUUUGGAAGGAAAAGAGUUAUUCUGUUCAGUCCAGAUUAUUUUCGUUCUCUUUACCCUUAUCCUGUGGGACAUCCUCACGAUCGACAAACUCAGGUCAGAAUAUUUUAAAUAUUCAUCAGCUUUUAUGCUCUAAUCUUACGGUGGUGUUGAUUGGAAAUAAAGGAACCGGUUCUUAAGGACAAAAUUGUGUAAAAGUUACACAUGGUCUGAAAUUAGGAAUCAUAUCAAACACGAUGUAAAUUUUUUUGUCAAACGUGUUUCGUCCUUGGUAAACUGGUCUAAAUUCAGCGUAAGCCCAUAGCGUUCACGGUUCGGUCAAUCCUGGACUCUACCGUGAGAUGUAACGUCAUCAAGAGAGAUUCGACCACCCUUUCCCAGACUUCGUGCGGAAAAUGGAGCAUGAGGAGCGCCUAGGGACCAGGUUGGUCUGAUGCCAGGUCUAAUGGUCUAAUUCCAGUGCAAAGUUCUCCCCACCGACCCCCCAAAGCUGUCUCGCAGAAGAUUUUUCGUUUUACGACCAUCGCAUUCCCGUAAUGAGUCGGCUUGAUUUGGUCAGUAUGUUAGCUAGAAGGAAAGGCUUAUUGUUUAAAGCUUGUUGGGCAAAUUUAGAUCUGUCUAUAUGGAUUCAACAAAUGCCGUCGUACAUGUGUUUAAUUCAAUCCGUUAAUCGCUAAGUAUGAGGGUUUGGAUGUUGAAAUGCUCUCAAAAAUAUUUGUUCUGUUCGACUACGAAAUUCACCUCUUUCUCUAUGCAGGUGAACUUUGAAAACCCGGACCUGAGCAAGUUUCCUCGAUUUAGUGAGAUCAGGGGCAUGGAGGUAUCCCUUGAACCAGAUGAAGUACUUUACAUUCCAAACUACUGGUGGCAUUACAUCGAAAGCGAAAGUCACAGGUAACUCUUCCGCGGCGUUAGCUCAUGAUCAGUUAUCGCAAAUGCAGCUCUCUGUUAUAGUGUGGGGUUAGAGGGUGUAGAGUUCAUGCAUUCUUGGUGCUCCUGCCUUCCAGGGUUAGUCAUCAUGAAAACUGGUACAUGCUCUAAUCACACCAAGAGACAUUGUGGUCUUUGAAAUUUCAAGAAUAAACAUCGGAAGUAUGUGGCAAAACAUCGCUCAUGAUUUUAUUGUGGGUGUUCGCCCAUUCGAUUCCCCUAAAACCUGGCCGUUUCACUUGUCCAAAAUUUUCUUGUGGCUCUUCAAACAAAUAUUAAAACUUUGGAUUCGUGGAAGAGAUUUGAUAAUUUUUCGUCGCAGUUUCUUAGAAACUAGAUAGACACCCUGGAAAGUUUCUUUGUGUACUUUAUUUUUUCCACCAAAAGAGGUUGCACUGCUAUCUUUACUGUUCGAUCGAGGUUAAGCCCUCCCAAUCACAAAAUGAUAAAACUUCUAACAUUUGAUAACUUGGUUGUUUCCUCCACUACGACAUUCUCGCAAAAACCCGUAGUAGUAGAAUGACGACGGCCAUCACGUUUUUCCUCCAAAAUGUCGCUGGUUCACGCGCACUCACUAUUUUGUAUUGAGGAAAUCUCGUUCUCGCAGUCGUGCUGGUCAUAGAAUCUUAAGGUUUUGUUUUGUUUAUAUUGUGAACUGCAAAGAGAUCAUAAUAGGACCUAUUAUGAAUUGAUGAGACUGUCCCUCAUGGCCUACUUGAUGUUAACAAUAGGGCCAUUUAUACGAGGAAAAAUAAGACGCGUCUUACUUAGGACGCGUCUUAAAUAAGACGCGAACUUUCCGUAUAAACGGCACAUUUCGUCUAAAAUAAGACGCCGCUUAGCUAAGACGCGUCUUAUUUUAGAACAACCCUUAACACCUGCUCUUAGGUAAGACGCGUCUUAGCUAAGACGAGAAAAACUUCGUAUAUAUGACCUUCGCGUCUUACAUAAGACGAGAACCCAUAGUACGCAUGCGUUAAUUUUUGGCGCGCCAGGUUGGAUUGACGUUGCUACGGGCAACAUUCACAUGAAAACGAGUCAAGAACAGAAAUAAGACGCAAACCAUUUAUACGAGCUGUUCUCGUCUUAGAUAAGACAUGCUCGUAUAAAUGGUACAGUUCUUGUCUUAUUUAAGACGCGUCUUAGGGACCAGUCAUAAUUUAAGUUGGAGGGGGAGGAGAAAUUGGGGGCCUUCAAUUGUUUUUGGAUGGAAUAUGGGGGGCCUUAAAAUGCCAAAAGAUGACCUGGGGGGGUCUUCAAGUUUCUUUUAAGUAGCAUCCCUACUGAGCAGCAUGAUGUUUGAGUAUUAAAGGACCUGAUUUUGAUUCAGUUUUACACAAAGUCCUAUAUUGUGUAAUACUAAAACAAUUUAAUCAGCAUUUUUACAAAAAGAUUUAAUGCUCAAAUAGUAGGUGCAUCAACACAACAUCCAUUGUUGUGUAACACUGAAACAAUGUCAUCGGCAUUUUAACAUUUGAUUACAUGCAUAAAGUCAUGUCAUGCAAUCUCACUAUCCGAAUCAUUAUUUGUAGAUGAGGUUGAUGCGGACUCACUGACUGUGUCACCGUCAAGUUUUUCGCUAUUAGAGCAUGUACUGCUCAUAUAAAAAGCAGUAAGCUUUGGCUGAUUAUCUUCUUUCUUCCUUGAAGCGGUCCUGUCGGCCUCUCACCUUUCGAUGGCUUGUGUUAUCUCAAUUAUAACACAAUCACUGAUAUAUCCUUGCUCUAUAAGCUGUUUGAGAGGCUCUAGGUGAAAUCUCUUUCUCAGUUUAGUAUGAAGUGCUUCUCUGUUGUUAGUUGGCACAUUCGGAAGUGACAGUGAGUAAGAACGGUAAAGUAAAGAAAAUGUUAUUUGUUAUUACCAUUUGGGUAUUAUGUAUAAGAAAGGGGGGCCCUUAAAUCUUUUAACAUGAUUGAAGGGGGGGUACCUAAAAACAUGGGUGCUAUUAGUGGGGUCUGGAAAAAUUUGGAAUAAAAACAAUUUCUCCUCCAACCCCCCCCCCCCCUCCCCCCCUCCAACUUAAAUUAUGACCGGUCCCUAAUAUUUUUCCUCGUGUAAAUGGCCCUAUUCUUGUUCUUCUUUCUAGUAAAACCAUAUCAAUGAAUUUCUGGUUUGAUGCAAAGAACGAUACCAAAACAAAAAGCGAUAACGCCACUGAGAAGGUGGAUACCUCAAGUGUUCAACUGGAAACUGGCGAAGACCAACAAGAAGGUGGUAGUCUUAAAACUGAUGGAGAUGAUGGAAAGGAAACGCAGUCAAACGGCGAUGGUGCGCAUGCGCUAAGUGAAUCCGAACAGAAUAAAGAUACACAUCCCGAAGGCCAAGUUAAGAUCGACGAUCGAACGAAAGUUAGUUCUGAAGAAACAACCACAGAACCUGAAGCAGAAAAAGAGGAAGCAGUCGAAGAAGAUGAAAAAGAGAUCGAGUUAUCUGCAAGUCAAUAUCUAGCACUUCUGAGGGAAACGGAGACAUCACUCUUCAAAGCUACUUUCAGCCACAAGAAGGUACUCUCGUUCAGAGCACUUUUUGACAGUUUUUAAAAUUUUUGAAAGGGCAAAAGAAUAUAGUUCAAUUAUACCAUUUUUUAGAUGUUUGAAAAUCCUAGGAGAGGGCAGGCAAGCAAGAAAUGUUACAACCGAAAAUUCUAGAUCUCAAAUCGUCUUCCGAACAGAUAUUUUCCGAAAAUUGUCGUUGGGUGCCCCUGUGAAUUGGAGGAAAAGGAAAAUGUCUGAUGUUGCCAAAAAAAGAUUUUGCAUUUGUUUAUUCUGACCCGGCUUCGCGAUAAAAUAAAUAUCAUGAUCAGCGAGGAAAAUCAAAGGGAUUUUUGCCUUGACUAACGGUGGAUUUCCCCUGUCGCGUAUUUUUUCGAGCGCGCGCAAGUACGCAAAUUUUACUCUCGUAAAUAAAAUAGGGGUCCUUCUAUGCAUUGCCUCUAUAUUAUUUAGGCGCGUGAACUUAACGUGGGUACGCACGAAAAAAUUACCCAACAAUGGAAAUCUGCCUUAACUGAAGCCAUCGAGGAAAAAAAAAGCGUUUUAAAGAUCAGAUGGCGGAAGUAUGGGAGACAUGUCGAAUUUUCUGCGAUUGGGCGAGCGGCCUUGUCGGUGUUGUGUCGAAUUGCACUGUGCAACUGUUAUGGGGCGCGAAUUUUGAUUCAGUUUUCCAGUUCUGCGCAACCUGGUAAAUCCUCUGGUCGUAAAAGCCAAUUAAAGAAGCGCUGGCGUCUUCAAUACUGUCGUACGCCACUUGCGUAGGUAUUACAGCUUUCCCAAGAGAAAUUGAAAAUAAUGCAUUUGCAAUUUUUUUGGGGGGGGGAGGGGGAGGGGGAAGGGGGCAAAUAAGGUGCAUUAUGGGAGACGUGCGAGUAGCGUAUAGUGCAAUUCGGCUAAUAUGACACAUUUCUUCCAGUUUUACGUUGAGAAGGAAAAGCACAAUUGCCACUUAUUACUUGCGGUCAAACAAUUUGCGCGCAAAGAAGAACGUCAAACUGAACCAGAUUACGCUUUUUAAAACUUUUAGUAGCCAUAAAUAAUUUUAAUAAUGGUAGGACGAAUGGCUAUUUAACUUAUACUGACUUAUACUUCCUUAUUGCUUACUUACUGAGACUUACACAGUUUUGCUGUCUUUUUUUUCAGGUUAAGCAAAUUUUGGAAGAUCUGCUUUCAAGACGAUUCGAUUAUAUCAAGGAGCUCUACUAAAAUAGACAUCUAAAAUUCAAGAAGUAAAUCAAAGAAAUCGUUAGUUUGAAAAAAAUAAAAAAAUAAACUAAAGAACGUUAACAUAAAUAGAGGAUAUUACACGGUUGCACGAAGAUAUGAAUUUUAUUUUCGAGCGGCGCGAGUGAAUAAAAUAUUGUUUUUGCCUCGAGAAAAUAAAAUUCCUAUCUUCAAGCCGCCGUAUAAUGUUCUUCUUAUUAUAUAGACAAACGGACAUCGAUAAAAUAAUAGAGGGAAAUUAUCGAAAUUGCGUCAUCGAUAAACUCACGUGUGAGAUUAUGGAAAAUAAACCACUCAGGUCCCGGAUGUAGUUUUUAUGAAUGGUACGAGUGGUAUAUUUUCCAGUAAAACACUCGUGUCUAUAUAAUAAAUAAGAAUAAACUAUAUAAAACAACCUUGAGCUGGAACCAAUGCGAAAAGUUCAUCAUUUUUCGGUAUCCCUUGACACAUUCAAGUUACUUAAGUGCUAGUGAUGCUGUGAAGAGUAUCGCUUAGCGUUCAGUGAAACAAUGAGUUGUUUUUUUAUUGCUUGAACAUGUAAUUAUCAACCAGCGGAUUUAUCAUCGGGUAGCCUAGGAGCAAGCUCUCCGGGGCGCUCUGUCUGGCAGCGGGGCACCCCGCCACCAGAGCGCCCCGGAGAGCUUGCUCGCAGGCUAUCAGCGGGGAGUAAAAAUAGCAAUACCUCAGUCCAAUGAAAUAAAACAUACCGAGGAAUGGAUGGCAGAACAUGGGGAAAAAGUGAUAAUUCUUGACAGACUUGUAGCUUCCAAAGAAGCUUUUUCGGCUUUGCUUUGGCGGAGGUGAGGUGGGAUUUCCCUCCCAAGUUUCUUUCCCCACGUCACCAGAGAGAGAUCGUCCGAGAAGCUUCUUGCAGGCUUCGACAGUUGUUGUUUUACUAUUAUUACGUGACCCUGGCUUGCCGAAUACAUUCAUGAAAUUAGAAAUAAG